AUGGAUAAUGCGGAGAGGGAGGAAGUGGCUGCGUUCGCUAUUGCGUCGGAGAAAGAUCGCCGUACGGUCGCGAUGGUCGAAGGAGCUCCUCCUCCCAAUACGAGCUCUCCACCACCACAGUCGUCCACAAGUCCUACAGACCGGCCGUCAUCCUCGUCGCCAGUCUUAACAUCUGUGUCUUCUUCAACAUCCUCUUCUGGAUCCGGAUCAUCAUCCGUUGUGCUCACAUCGCAGGCUACUAUCAUCUCAUCCAUUCCAUCUGUUACGCUUCAGAGGGGCUCAGAGACCUCCCACCCGACGGAAACUCCUGUUCCGAACACACCCGCCGGGUUCUUCUCCAACCGUAAUGCGACAAUCUUGCUUGCCGCCUCUGUUGGAGGAGUCGUAGGCGUUGUCCUUUUGCUCACCUUGUGGAUCAACUUUCGUCGUUCGUGGUACUUUCCCUGGAACAAGAAGAAGCAGCGCAACGAUCCGUCUCGCUGGAGUACAUACUCGUUCCGCGAAAAGCCUAGACUCCCGCUGGGUCGUACUCUCCCUCCGACUGCAUCUACGGAGAGUUUUGCCAAGCACGAGGAUCCGAGCCAUGAUGGCCACGAGAGCCAUGGACACAUGCACGAGUUUGACUACAACAUUCCACCCCUUCCUGAAAUCCGCAUUGAUUCGCCGAAGAGUGCACAUAGCGAAGCCGGCCGACAAGACUUCCGAAGGCCGCCUGGACUCGAGAGGUUUGGGCGGUCGAGCGGGAUGAUGUCUCAAUACACGGUUGAGUCGGUCUACUCUCAACCUACGGAUGCGGAGACACCCGAACCUUUUGCCAGAAGUGGCUCGCGGUCCUUGAAGCGCGUGACAUCGAGCUCGAGUGACAAUUCGCCUUUCCGAUUCGACCCGCCACCACUGACCCGCAAUACGCCAUUAUUGCGCUCAGCUCGCUCGGAUGAAGGUCAUGGAGCACGAAUGUACGAUGCAUCUGAUCGGGAUACGUGGGCGCGCGACUCGUUGGACCCAGUCGAGGCGACGUUGCGCACCCUCUCUGGCGCUCGUCGUCCUGGACAUGCCAAGGAGAUGUCGCAUUUUAGCAUUGACGAAGAGGACGAAAGAGAGUACGACCGGGCUCAGCGUUCGUUGCCUAGCAUCGGGUGGAAAGAUACUGCCGCAAACUACGGGAUGGUCCAGUCGCCCACUAGGAAUCUAGCCUCUACGCUGCUAACUCCCAAGUCGCCUGCAACUCCCAAAAGCAUUCUCAAGACGCCGCAUUACCAGACGACGAGCUCCCGCUUGGCGCAGACGCGACAGCCAUCGCGCAUCUAA
Serendipita indica DSM 11827 is the source of this 1308-nucleotide messenger RNA. NCBI's taxonomy places the organism in Eukaryota, Fungi, Basidiomycota, Agaricomycetes, Sebacinales, Serendipitaceae. The record is from the annotation of a GenBank genome assembly.